Molecule: messenger RNA, 996 nt
Organism: Danaus chrysippus (African queen)
Lineage: Eukaryota; Metazoa; Arthropoda; Insecta; Lepidoptera; Nymphalidae
Source: the annotation of a GenBank genome assembly
AUGAGGCAAAUCAUUCGAUUGAAUGUUCUCAGUACAAUUCUGAAUUCCAAAAUGAGAAGUCACACAUACAAUGAAUCUUUGGGCACAGCCAGGAUCAUGGCAAGAAUCCUGGAUGGAAAAGCCCUGGCCAAAGAAAUUAAGGAUGAAGUAAAGAUAGAAAUAAACAAUUGGAUCAGGAGCGGCAACCCUGUACCAACUCUGCGCUGCAUUAUAGUUGGCGACGACCCUGCCAGUCAUACUUAUGUUAGAAACAAAAUACAGGCAGCACGAGAAGUUGGUAUUGAAGCAGAAACAAUUAGAUACGACUCAAAUUUAACGGAAGAGGCUUUAAUGUCUAUAAUAGAUUCGUUGAAUAAGGAUAAAAAUAUUAACGGGAUAUUAGUGCAGUUGCCUUUACCUAGCUCUAUCGAUGAGAGGAGAGUGUGUAAUGCAUUGGCUCCGGAGAAGGAUGUGGAUGGUUUUCAUAUAACAAAUGUUGGUCAGUUGUGUUUGGACAUGCCAACCAUUGUACCAGCCACUGCCCUCGCUGUGGUUGAAAUGCUGAGAAGAUUCAAAAUCGAUACAUUCGGUCGCAACACGGUGGUCAUAGGUCGUUCUAAGAACGUCGGUAUGCCAAUAGCCAUGAUGCUACAUUCCGAUGGCCGCCAUGACAGCGGUCUCGGUAUGGACUCAACUGUCACUAUCUGUCAUAGACACACGCCGCCUGAUCAAUUGGAGUUUUAUUGCAGACACGCUGAUAUUAUUGUCAGUGCUACCGGUCUACCAAAGCUUAUUAAGGCUGAUAUGGUGAAGCCAGGAGCCACGAUCAUAGACGUCGGCAUCACAAGAGUAACUGAUGAAAGCGGAAAGACAAAACUAGUUGGCGAUGUUGAUUACGACGAGGUAGUUAAAGUUGCUGGUGCUAUAACUCCCGUGCCUGGUGGAGUGGGUCCCAUGACAGUCGCCAUGUUGAUGAAGAACACUCUUCAAGCUGCGCGGCAUAACUCACUUAAAUGA